AUGACACUUCAGGAAUUAAAUAAAUCUUUGGAGCCUGCGUGGUGGAAGGAAACCACAGUAUACCAAAUUUACCCCUCCUCCUUUCAAGAUUCUAAUGGAGAUGGUAUCGGUGAUCUUCCAGGUAUUAUUUCUCGCUUGGAUUAUAUCAAGGCACUUGGUGUAGAUGCAAUUUGGUUAAGUCCUUGUUUUGACUCCCCUCAAGUUGACAUGGGCUAUGAUAUUUCAGAUUACAAGAAAAUAUAUCCAGUUUAUGGUAACAUGGAAGAUGCAGAAAAACUCAUAAAGAAUGCACAUGAACGCGGUUUGAAAGUUUUAAUGGAUCUUGUUGUUAACCACUCCUCAGACCAACAUCCAUGGUUUCAAGAAUCUCGCUCAAGCAUUAACAAUUCGUACCGUGAUUGGUAUAUUUGGCGUAAACCGAAAUAUGACUUGCAGGGUAAUAGACAGCCACCAAAUAAUUGGUCUGCUGCUUUUGGAGGAAGCGCGUGGACCUUUGAUGAAACAACUCAAGAAUAUUACUUGCAUCUUUUUGCAGUUGAACAACCAGAUUUGAAUUGGGAGAAUGAGAAGGUUCGUGCAGCUGUCCAUGAUAUAAUGAGAUUUUGGUUGAAUAAGGGGGCUGAUGGAUUCCGUAUGGAUGUUAUUAACUUUAUUUCCAAAGACCAAAGAUUUCCAGAUGCUGAAGUUAAACUUCCAAAUGCUAAAUAUCAGGAUGGUUCCAUCUAUUAUGCCUGUGGACCUAGAUUACAUGAAUACUUGAAGGAAAUUGGUCAAAUCCUUAUCGAAUACGAUGCUUUUAGCGUGGGAGAAAUGCCAUGUUGUAAUGAUGCCAAUGAAAUCAUCAAAGCUGUUAAUAUCGAUCGUGAAGAAUUGAAUAUGAUCUUUAAUUUUGAAUUAGUUGAUAUUGAUCAUGGUAAGGGAGGAAAAUUCACAAAAGGCAGCUGGGAACUUGGAGAGAUUUACAAAAUUGUCAAUAAAUGGCAAACGUUUAUGCAAGCAAAUGGUGGAUGGAAUGCCAUUUACUUGGAAAAUCAUGAUCAGCCUCGUUCUGUUUCUCGCUUUGGUUCGGACUCGCCAGAAUUCAGAAAUGUCAGUGCGAAGAUGGUAGCUACGUUUUUGGCAUUCCAACAGGGCACCUUAUUUGUUUAUCAAGGGCAGGAACUCGGACUAAAAAAUGUGCCCGCAUCGUGGGAUAUUUCCAAGUACAGAGAUGUGGAAAUACUCAACCAUUACCAUGAAUUAAAAGAAGACGGUGCAUCUCCCGAAACUCUUAGGGCUGCAAUGGUUGAGUAUCAAAAGAAAUCAAGAGAUAACGCCCGUUACCCUAUUCAAUGGGAUUCUUCAGCUAAUGCAGGCUUUAGUUCAUCUACCCCAUGGAUGGAUAUUAAUGAGGACUACUUGGAAUGGAACGUAGCUGAUGAAGAAAAGGACAUUGAAUCUGUUUUAAAUUAUUGGAAGAGUAUUUUAAGGAUUAGGAAGGAAUGGAAAGAUAUUUUUAUAUAUGGAAAGUUUGAAAUGGUUACGUGUAUGGACGAUGAUAGUGUGUUGGCCUUCAAACGUACUAAUAGUAAGAGUUCUCUUGUUGUCUGUAACUUUUCUAGAAAUGUUACCCUGUGGAGUAUUCCUGAAGAAUUUGAAAAUAGCAAAGUUUUAUUAUCUAAUUAUAACAGAUCAAAGGUUCCCAGGACAAAUUUUGAAUUGCAGCCCUACGAAGCAUUGGUUUUACUUUAA
Molecule: messenger RNA, 1731 nt
Organism: Priceomyces carsonii
Lineage: Eukaryota; Fungi; Ascomycota; Pichiomycetes; Serinales; Debaryomycetaceae
Product: alpha-glucosidase
Exons: 1
Coding region: 1-1731 (576 amino acids)
Biological process (GO): sucrose catabolic process; maltose catabolic process
Molecular function (GO): glucan 1,4-alpha-maltotriohydrolase activity; sucrose alpha-glucosidase activity; alpha-amylase activity
Source: RefSeq, a predicted model, not a curated record